AGAGACCGAUUACAAAUACGGAAAUACCAGCCAAAAAAUCUUAACCAAGAACUUAAAUUUGUAUUAGCAAUAUAGGUAGUUAUAUGUUGACCGAGGCACAAAGCGAACGGAACAACAUAGUUAGCAAGUUAGCAACAUUUUAAUUUUUCGUUUUAUGGAGUUUUUGCAGUUUCUAUCAUGGGCGUGCAUCGUGUUUACAGUUGGAAUGUUUUCCACAGGACUGACCGACCUGAAGAAAAUGAGAGCGACUCAGAGUGCAGAUAAUGUGCAGUUCCUGCCUUUCCUCACCACCUGCCUCAAUAACCUGGGAUGGCUGUACUAUGGGCUGUUGAAGAAGGAUGGGACCUUGGUCCUUGUCAAUACUAUUGGAGCGGCUCUGCAGGUCCUGUACAUUGUGGCCUACUGCCAUUACACCAAAAGUAAGAGGCGCGUGUCAGCACAGGCCCUGGCUGCCGGCGUGCUGCUGUUUGGGGCCUGGGUGUACUUCAGCCUGUUUCUCACCAGAGGAGAGCUGCAGCUGGCUCAGCUGGGCCUUGUCUGCAGCGUCUUCACCAUCACCAUGUACCUGUCCCCGCUGGCUGGCCUGGUUGAGAUGGUGCGCAGCGGGUCUGUGGAACGUCUCUCCUUCCCCCUGGCUGUGGCCACGUUCCUCACCUCCUCCUCCUGGACCCUGUAUGGGCUCCAGCUCCAGGAUUACUACAUCAUGGUACCAAACACCCCUGGGAUCAUCACAAGUCUCAUCAGAUUCUUCCUGUUUUGGAGAUUUGCGUCAGUCAAUCAGGAUGCGCCCACCUAUAAACUGGUACAGAUGUGAUGGGGGUGGACCUUAAGUGUCUUUUCUCUGUAUAUAAUGGUAGUGAUGCUUGGGAGCUUCCUGCCAUGGCCUUGGUUAUAGCAAAGACAGAUUACUUAGCAAGCUUCAUUUAAUUAAAUCUCUAUUUUCAUGAAUAUUCAUGAGCUGGCAUUCAAUAUUGUUAAGAGUUUUCGGUAGUUGAGUGUUCUCAUAAUUUAAUACUUUAGCUUAUGUGCACCUUUUUAUACAAAUCUAUUUACAAUAUGACGGUACAAAUAUUAUACAGUAUAAAUGUACGAAAUUUGAUUUGUUUGAUUUCUUUCCUCCCCCAAGUGAACAUUGUGAAAUUGAAAAUAAAUUUUAUACAUAUAAACAUACAACUGUAAAAA
Conger conger (European conger) is the source of this 1182-nucleotide messenger RNA. RefSeq names its product solute carrier family 50 member 1 (gene slc50a1). The record is from RefSeq and is a predicted model, not a curated record. NCBI's taxonomy places the organism in Eukaryota, Metazoa, Chordata, Actinopteri, Anguilliformes, Congridae. Gene Ontology annotation, cellular component: membrane. Gene Ontology annotation, biological process: carbohydrate transport. The coding region runs from base 155 to 814 and encodes 219 amino acids. The transcript has 6 exons. Gene Ontology annotation, molecular function: sugar transmembrane transporter activity.